GGAAAUCUUCAUUUGCUUUGAGAGGGAAAUCAAUUGUCUGCAGCAGCAAUGGAAGAAUCGAGAAGCAAAAGGCGCAGAAAUAUGGCGACUGAAGAAGAAGAUGAUGAAAAUUUCACAUCUCAGGAGACGAAUAUUUUGACGAUCGCCUACAUCCACGUGUCGGAAAAUACGAUCAUCGACGACAGCCACGGCGUUUUCUGGUUUCUAGUGUACACAGAGUUCAGAGAGAUGAAGCCGGACGGGUCCCCUGCUCGUGAUUCCGAUCAGUUGCAAAACCAGUGGGCCCGGGUGCAUAAAGAUGUCUCCAAAUUUACCGCCAUCUACGCCAGCUGUCGAAACAAGUUGGGCAGGCGCUACGCUCACCUUUAUAUCCGCCAGCAGGCGAAGGAGGCCUUCGAGAGCAGUGAAGGAAGGAUGUUCGAGUACGAGGAUGUCUGGGAGAUGCUCCGGAUCGACAACAAGCUUUGCUGCGAUUCCGAGGCGGCUUGUAGUGGCUCGAAGAGAACUAAAGUCUCCGCCUCCGAAGAGGAAACUGCAUCAAGAGCUGCUUGAUUUGGUUCAAAGCAAAGUGAUUCGGAAGUAAUUUAGGAUUUUUAAUUAUGUAAUUUUUUCUCUUGUUUGACAUUCUCCUCAUCAUUGAGUUAUGUUCAAAAUGUUGUUAUU
This is a messenger RNA of Salvia hispanica, 663 nucleotides long. RefSeq names its product glutathione S-transferase T3-like. NCBI's taxonomy places the organism in Eukaryota, Viridiplantae, Streptophyta, Magnoliopsida, Lamiales, Lamiaceae. The record is from RefSeq and is a predicted model, not a curated record.